UCACUUCGGAAAACAUUUUGAAGAACCUUGCAAAAUCAAAACAAUGAUGAAUCGACCGAAAUAGUAGGAAUAUUACAUUGCAAUUUUCUUCCUUUAUAGAACGUCACUCAUACAGAAGCUUGGUGCAGUCAAAACACCUACAAUAUACAGAAUCAUGGGAGACGGAGCAGGUAUCGAUGGAAAUUAUGCUCAAGAGCUGCAUCAGAAGCAUGUAAGGGAACUUUUGAAUAAGGAGAAGAUAAAACUGUGGCUGCCACCCUACACCAAUGAGGAUGGUAGCAGAGGGGAUUCACCGAAGGAUCUGAUUGCAAGAUAUGCCCAGGCCUUACAACUGACAGAAGAGAUGGUCUCUGAAACUAUAGAAAAUCUCAGGGUUCACGCUUUACACAAAUUAGCAGAACGGGAGAAGUAUAAGAAAUCAGGACUGGCCUUACUAAAAGUCAAAAUGACUGGCCAACCAUCGAAUGCAGACAAGAUGCAACACAUUUCACUGGAGAUUAGCCUUGAUGUAGACGGGAAGGAGUUAAGGGACAUGUUGUCCCAACAGGUGUCGCUACCGGCUGACCAGCUGAAGCUCAUUUGUCAGGGCCGUGUGAUAACUAAUGAGGGAUCUCUCCAAUCACAGGGACUGAAGCAUGGUUGCCAGAUCAUGGGGCUCUGCCUUUCUGUGAGUCAAGCCCAGGCUGCUAAACAACAGGAGGAUGUGACAAGGAUGCUUGACACCCGUAAGGCAGCGGAACUUCUCUCCGACAAGGCGGAGACUGAUGAUUAUGACAUACAGAUAGCUGACCAGUCAGGAAGGCCUCUGGAUCUUCCAGCAGCAGAGAAGAAGGCUCUCACACUAGCGAUGACUUUACACGAGAAGGGCAGGGCAGCUCUGAAGAAGAAGGAAGAUGGCCGAGCACUACUGCUGUUAUUGGAAGCUGAUAAGGAAUUCAGAAAGUGUCGAGCAGACAUCUUGAAUGCUGUAGACAAUUAUGCUGUCCUGUGUCUAGAUAUUGUUUGGUGUUAUCUCUGUCUUAAAAAUGUUGAGGACUUACCCGACGCAGCCAGUCGGCUGCAUGCCAGUGAGGAAUGUUUUCAGAGGACUUACGGCAACAACAUGGAGAGACUGCUAGCUGUAAAGGGAGGUUCUGGGACCGAGCUUGCCCUGUUUAUGAGGUUACACCUUCUGCAGGGUAUAGUGGCCUUCCACCAACACGAGAUUCAGGAAGCCAACAGAUUACUUGGGAAGGCUGAAGAAGAGCUACAAAGGUUGACUGUUGAUGGAGACAAACUAACUCAAGUGAUACAGAUGGGUUUCAAGGAGAGGGAAGGACGAUUAGCUCUUAGAGUAACCAAUGGAAAUGUGGAGGCUUCAGUCCAGUACAUCAUGAAAAAGCGUGAGGAGAAAAAGGAAAUAGCUGAAAAAGUGGAAGAGGAGAGACGGAAGAAAAAAAUACAAAAAAGAUUAGGGUCAACUGCAAAGGGGGAUAAAGUAAAUGUGGACACCUAUGAGAUGUUACUGUCCAUGGGCUUCAGGAAUGGGGCGUCUGCGGAGGCACUUCGCCAAGCCAAUAACGACCUUAGCUUAGCCUUAGAGGUGCUACAGAACCAUCCUGAACUGUUAGAUCUGCCCGACCCCAGCAGUUCCUCGGUACCUAUCACAGACGACAUGCUCGCUCAGGUAAUAUCGAUGGGAUUUGAGAGUGAUAUGGCAAGAAAUGCUCUGCAGAAACACAGCGGCAGUAUUGAGAGGGCAAUAGAAGAUUUGAUCAAAUCUGGAGGUGUGAUAGCGAGUCCCAAUGGCGAAUCAUCUUCUUCAGCAUCUUCAUCAUCAUCAUCUGGAGCUACUUCACCAUAUGAAGAUAGCAGGAAACAGAAAGAGGUCCUUGACGAUCUUGUGUCGGACAUUGCCAAAGACGAAGAUGACUACCUAGAUUUAACGCUACAUGAUGAAGCCGAGUUCUUGAACCAAUAUAAAACCCUGCUGGAGAGUAUUAAAAGCUGACAUUUAUAUGUGUGAUGUUCCUGUUACAGUCUUCAAAUUGACAUUUUAUAAUUUACCAUGAGAUGUGGUAGUACAUUUAUAAGGGUGUGAUAUAUAAUACCAUAUUUGACCAAAUAACUGCAAAAGCAAAUACGAGAUGUGCUUAAUAACACAAGCAAAGUGUUAAAGAGAAAUCAAAAUAUAUUUUAGAGAAAGAAUAUCUUUAAAGCUAUUUUGGAUUAUCUUUCCCCAAAGAAUUAUCAGGCUGAAUUGAUACAUUAGUAAAGUAAGCAAUCGUUUUAUGGACUUUAAUGUAGCCCAGCCUCCUUCUCUUUCUCAGAAAAGAUAGAGGUGAACCAAUGUGUGUAUUAUAUCGGGUACGGUAAUGUGAAUGUUGUGACAUUUGAAACUGUCUCACAGAUUUUGAAUUUUUUUUUUUUAAAUAAUUGUUGAAAAAUACAUUUAAUUAGUAGUUGAUUUCUUUAAAAAUGUGUCUUUUUAUAUAGAAUUUCACAGAAAGUACUUGUUACAUUAUGUACAUGUAAACAGAAAUAUAUUUUAACUUAUUAAUUGAAAUGUUUAAUAUUUUUAUCAAUAUUAAAUUGUUACUGUGGCAUACAGAUUAAAAUAUACAGUUCUA
Molecule: messenger RNA, 2609 nt
Organism: Pecten maximus
Lineage: Eukaryota; Metazoa; Mollusca; Bivalvia; Pectinida; Pectinidae
Product: NEDD8 ultimate buster 1-like
Exons: 17
Coding region: 155-1990 (611 amino acids)
Biological process (GO): regulation of ubiquitin-dependent protein catabolic process
Molecular function (GO): protein binding
Source: RefSeq, a predicted model, not a curated record